CAGUGAUUGAAUUGAAGAAGGUGAAGAUGGAGAUGAAGAUGAUGGAAGCUGCAUUGCAAGGUGCUGCAAGACAGGCCCAGGCAAAAGCUGAUGAGAUUGCAAAGUUUAUGAAUGAAAAUGAACAAUUAAAAUCUGCGAUCGAGGAUUUGAAGGAAGGUGAUGCUGCUGUUGCCGUUGCUGAGGAGGUGAAGAAGAACAACCAUGUAGUAAGAAAGUUGGAGAAGCGUCAACAUAUUUGCACCCUUGACCAGCAUAUUGAAGAGCAAUUUGGUUGUGGUCGUCUAUUGGCUUGUAUCUCAUCACGACCUGGACAGUGGCUGUGCUGGUGGGAUGGGAAAACAUUGGACAAUGAGUUGGAGGUUGUUGAGGGAAUGAAGCUAGAUAGGGGCUACAUAUCCCCUUAUUUCAUCACCAACCAGAACAAUCAGAAAUGUGAAUUGGAAAAUCCUCUAAUCAUAAUCCAUGAGAAGAAAAUCUCAAGUAUUAAUGAUGUGGUUAAAGUAUUGGAGUUGGUUUUGCAGGUUAGCAUUUCUCUGGUUAGGUUCACUAGUUUCUUCGUUUUUACUAUGAAUUGGUUGACAAACUUUUGCUCCUUUUCAGAAGCAAAGUUAUGAUUUCAGAUCUGUAGAUAACCUGUUGUUGCUGAUAUUGCUACACGGGAGGAGAACAGAACAACUUGGAAAAUGUGCAAGAAGGGAGAGCUAACUCAUACAACGAAGAACAAAUUGAUGAAGUUAAGAUCAAAUUAGUAGAAUUUGUGAGCUCUCCAUUAUUUAUAAUUAUAGGUAGGAAGUAUGUAUGUAAUAGAGCAAAGAUUGGUUGACUAUGUAAUAACAAUUGAAUUGUCAAGUUUUAUGAAAGAAAUAAUUUUUGCUUCUU
Molecule: messenger RNA, 879 nt
Organism: Prunus dulcis (almond)
Lineage: Eukaryota; Viridiplantae; Streptophyta; Magnoliopsida; Rosales; Rosaceae
Product: chaperonin CPN60-1, mitochondrial-like
Exons: 6
Coding region: 27-614 (195 amino acids)
Biological process (GO): protein refolding
Cellular component (GO): mitochondrion; cytosol
Molecular function (GO): ATP-dependent protein folding chaperone
Source: RefSeq, a predicted model, not a curated record